Molecule: messenger RNA, 318 nt
Organism: Microdochium trichocladiopsis
Lineage: Eukaryota; Fungi; Ascomycota; Sordariomycetes; Xylariales; Microdochiaceae
Exons: 3
Coding region: 1-318 (105 amino acids)
Source: RefSeq, a predicted model, not a curated record
AUGAUCCUUUAUGAAAGCGCUCCCUGCGUGCAUGACCAGCCGUUUGUUCCUGGCCAGGUCUUGCGACCUCUUUGUGCUUUCGUUGCUGGCCCCAUCAAGCCCAUCGCCGUUCCCAGACAUCUGAGAUGGCCUCACUUCGGCGCGACGUCUAAUUUGGCAGCUAGUAUUUUGUUGGCAAUUGUUCGCGGUGCGGUUGCUGCCUUGACCUGUGAACGUGCAGUGCUACUGAGUAAUAUUGCUGAGCUAGAUAUUGCUCGACAUAAUAAUCCUGCUAGUCUUUUGUUCUACAUCUACUCUGGACGGCUGAAAAACAACUAG